UUCUUCCGCAUUUCGAUGAACGGCUGCAACACGGGGGGACGGCGACGGAUCAUAACCGUGUUGAGAUUUUUUACGAUGAAUAGCGGGGACAAUAGUGUCACUACACUCAAAAGUCAAACGUUCAUUUUUCCAGUCAAGUACUGCCCCAAACCGAGUCAUUGCCUCAUUGAGUAUUUGAUCAGGACCGAGCGAUGGUACGACCAACGCAUCGAUUCGGCGGGACACGUCUCCCAACCGAACAACGAACGAAAUAAAUCCUAAAACUUUGACUGGUGCACCAUUUGCGGCACUGAGUUUUAGGGACGGAGACGGUAUUGGCUCUAAACGAGCAAACGAUAACGAUGGGUG
Ectocarpus sp. CCAP 1310/34 is the source of this 348-nucleotide messenger RNA. The record is from the annotation of a GenBank genome assembly. NCBI's taxonomy places the organism in Eukaryota, Phaeophyceae, Ectocarpales, Ectocarpaceae.